Molecule: messenger RNA, 2821 nt
Organism: Zootoca vivipara (common lizard)
Lineage: Eukaryota; Metazoa; Chordata; Lepidosauria; Squamata; Lacertidae
Gene: ASB5
Product: ankyrin repeat and SOCS box containing 5
Biological process (GO): intracellular signal transduction; positive regulation of protein catabolic process; protein ubiquitination
Molecular function (GO): protein binding
Source: RefSeq, a predicted model, not a curated record
GUGAAAACACUGUGUAAUCUAGGUAUAGACCUGUUCCAUGUGUUUACUUGUCCCCUGCCACCAAACAAUACAUUCAUCCAUGAUAUCAAGCCAUCAUCACAUAUCAUUCUUACACAAUCCAGACUCCAACAGUGUCACAAAGGAAAAACUAAAAUUCCAUUUAUAGCUCAAGUAGAUGAAUCUAAUGUUCACAUUAAACCGCACCCAGAAUGCACUUGCAUGCAACAUAUUAUUAAAAAUUAAGAUUGUCUUCUAGAAAACACAGAAGCAGAGAUACUUUCUGAUCGUUUUUCAGAUUAUGGCAAAGAACUCAAAAUCUAUGCAAAGCAGAUCUCUUUCCUUCUUUUUCCCAUGUAGGUUUGCAUCCUCCCUUUCAUAUAUGCUCAUUCAUCCAUUCUGUCUCACAGACAGACCAUAAUUUCUCUUUCACAUGUACACACACACACACACACACACACACACACACACACACACUUGCUCUUUCCCAUGGUCUGGUAGCUGUUGUUGCUUUGUUCAGCAGUAGUUAUGUGAGAUGGCUUCUUUCAUUAAUGUAGGAGGUCUGAGGAUCUGUGACCCGCAGUUCCCUAGUGGAUGGAUAAACACAGAGACAAGUGGGUUUUGGUUUAUAGGUUUGAAUAGGCCACAGCUUUAUCAGUUACAGAUGUGAGUGGUACGUCUUAGGCACUGGGUGAAGCCAGACUAUAUAUUGACUCCUGCCCAUCUGCCGGGAGACCAGCUAAGGGUAAAGCACCAAUAGGGGGAGUCAUAUGACUUGAAUGCCCUCCCCCCCAACUGUGCCAUGAUUUAAAUUUCCUGUGGCCACGCCUACAGCCAACACUGAUUCAUCAGCGGGGCUGCCCCUGGGCUGAGCCCCACCCAGCGCUGGUGACAUAGCUGGGCGGUGACAAUGAGGGGGCCAAUCUCCACCCCCAGCCGGAUCACUGCGGAGCCCGAUGUUGGCCGCAAUGCUGCCCACCAGAAAAGGUUCUUGGGCAGAUCGCUCACCACUGCAUGAUGCAGCAAGUCAGGGACGCCUCCUUUCUGUGAAAACUUUAAUUGCACAGGGAUACAAUGUAAAUGCUCUGACCAUUGAUCAAGUGACUCCACUACAUGAAGCAUGCCUAGGAGAUCACGUAGGAUGUGCAAGAAUUCUUCUUGAAGCAGGAGCAAAUGUGAAUGCUACAACAAUUGAUGGAGUGACACCCUUAUUCAAUGCAUGUUCAAGAGGAAGUGCAUCUUGUGUAGAGCUUCUACUGGAGUAUGGUGCCAAAGCUCAGUGGGAGACAUGCCUCCCUUCUCCAACUCACGAAGCAGCUAGCAGAGGUCAUAGUGACUGUCUAGAACUGCUGAUCUCUCAGGGCAUAGAUGUUGACCAAGAUAUUCCUCACCUGGGAACACCUCUAUACGUGGCUUGCAUUUCACAGCAGAAACAAUGUGUACACAAGCUUCUGCAUUCAGGUGCUAAUGUACAGAAAGGAAAGUUUUUGGAAACUCCACUACAUGCAGCUGCAAAGCAGUCUAGUGCCGAAAUAGCAAAUGUACUUCUUGAGUUUGGGGCAGACAUAAAUGCCAAAAAUACAGAGUUUGAACGACCUGUAGAUGUAGCUUCUCCACGCAGUCUGGUGGAAACAGUAUUGCUUCUACAAGAAGCUGCUCCAUGUUCUCUUUGCCAACUGUGUCGGCUACGUAUCCGAAACUACAUAGGAAAAGCCAAGUUGCAUCUUAUACCACAGCUCCAGUUGCCAACCAUGUUGAAAGAGUUCCUGCAGUAUAGAUAAAGCAGUGACUCAUUUUUCAAAACUUGAAAAAAAAGCCAAGUAUUUUACUAUAUGUUUCAUGUGAAAAACUCUUGGGAUGGGGAAGGGAGGGCAUAAACCAACAUUUACUUACUAAUAUAUAUCUCACAACUGAGGCUACAUUAUAAUUCAGUGAUAUUUGGGGUUCCUUGAGCAACCUGAUGGAGAGGGGCUAAUAUAAUUAAAAACAGAAUUUGCUAAUACUCUAUAAAUUUGCUGUACACUUUAAUGCAGUGUUCACUGAUCAGCCACUUCAUUUAAUUUUACCUUUCUUUCGGGGCUUUUGUGAGGACUGUUCCUCACACAGCGGAUUUGCAGGGAUAUGCAAGGAUUCCGGGGUCAUCCAGCUAUUUUGUCAGUUACAGCAUUUCCCAACACCCAGUGUAUUACUGCUAAGGGAGUUUGUCCAUUUAAAUGCUGUUGCUCCCUCAGGAUCUGCUCUACUCUUCAUUCAUUGGAGGAGGGGGGAUGCAGCUAGAGAAGAAGAUGGGAGCUGUAGUUGUCAGGAGCAACAGCCUUUUUCAGUGGACUGGAGGCUGGAGUGGCAAUGAAGGUGUAAGCCAAAAACUGUCACAGAAUGUUGUGCAAUGCUCAAGACCUGUACAUGUGUUUAAGAUCUUUUGUUCACUGGCAAAGAUGAAUUAUUGUUUGGUUUUGUUAUAUUCUGGUUCAAGGUGUCUUGUUCUGUGUGUAUCUAGAACAACAGGGUGUUAGGUGCACUCUAUAAAUAUAUAUACAUAUUGAAAGACAAUAAAACAGGUGUGGUUUUUCCCCUGAUGUCCCUGUUUAAGCACUUCAUAAGGAACACCUACAGUACUAUGAAUUAAGUUCCCUUUCUUUUCCGUUGCUUACAUGAGGCACUGUACCACGAACUAUUUAAUGUACAAAUCUUUCUACUCCAUCACGAGUUUCAUCACAUUGACUGGUAUUUAAAACUCAUUUUGUGUAAAUUCUCCCUCUCUCACAGACACACAGGGGGCACUGAAGGACUUAUACCUAACGAUGGCAUUCAUUAUUUAACUGUU